AUGAGUGACGAAUGGGAAGAAACCGACGCCGCCGGCAAAUCGUUCGGUCAAAGCUAUUGCAAAAAUGACAACCAAGAAAGUGAACAAGAUGCUUCACAAAGUGGCUUCCGUGGGCGUGGUCGCGGCGGUGGCCGUGGAGGACGUGGAGGUCGCAACGGAUUUGGUUCCAGUCGUAACUACGACAACGAGAACGGUGACACCGAUCGCGAUCCUGAAGACAACGGAUAUGACAACAGAAAUGAGAGAGGUGGAUUUCGUGGUCGCGGACGCGGUCGUGGUGGCGGUAGCCGUGGUUUUAACAACGGAUACAACAACGAGCAUUGCGAUCGGGACCGUGACGAUAACGAUUACGGUAACAACGGAAAUGAAGAAAGAGGCGGAUUCCGUGGACGUGGUCGCGGUCGUGGCCGUGGAGGCAGAGGAGGUGGACGCGGUGGAUUUAGCGGCGGUGACGAUAACGGCGAUGACAACGGAUACAGACCUCGUGGAGGGGACAAUGAUUUUGGCGGUGAUGACGUCGAUCAGAUUAAAACGGAUAAGCCUAGAGAGCUCUACAUUCCUCCGGCGCCUACAGAAGACGAAGACGAAAUUUUCGGAUCCAGCAUCAGCUCAGGAAUUAAUUUUGAUAAAUUUGACGAGAUUAAAAUCAAUGUGACUGGAGAGAAUCCUCCGAAGCCCAUAGUAUCUUUUGCCGAAUCUGGUCUUCGCGAUUACCUUCUUGGCAAUGUGCGAAAGUCUAAGUACACCAAGCCGACUCCGAUUCAGAAGCAUGCAAUACCGAUCAUCAUGGACAAGCGGGAUCUGAUGGCGUGCGCUCAAACCGGAUCUGGAAAGACUGCGGCUUUUCUGUUGCCCAUGAUUAAUACUUUGCUUAAUGACAACGACGAUAUGGAGCCCGGUCAUCCAUUUGUGGUGAUCAUCGGUCCAACUCGCGAGUUGGUAAUACAAAUUUUCGAAGAAGCCCGGAAGUUUUCAUUGGGAACUAUUUUGAAAGUUUGUGUAGCCUAUGGCGGCACUGCAAGCAGACAUCAGAUGGACACAAUGGCAAAUGGAUGUCAUAUCCUGGUAGCAACGCCUGGCCGUUUGAUAGAUUUUGUUGACCGCCAGGUAAUCAGUUUUGCUAAAAUUAAGUUCGUUGUGUUGGACGAAGCUGAUCGGAUGCUGGAUAUGGGCUUUAUGUCCUCAAUCGAAAAAGUAAUGAAUCAUGAAACGAUGCGCCCAAAUGGUGCUCGUCAAACACUCAUGUUCUCAGCAACCUUCCCAGCCCCAAUUCAAGAGUUGGCUGGCCAAUUUCUUGACAAUUAUAUUUUUAUUGCGAUUGGAAUCGUUGGUGGAGCUAGUUCCGACGUCGACCAAGUGAUUUACGAAGUUAAGCGUUUCCAGAAACGGAAGAAGUUGGAGGAAAUCUUGGAAGCCGGCGAUCCAAAGGGCACAAUAGUAUUCGUUGAGACCAAACGUAAUGCCGAUUACUUAGCUUCGUUACUUUCGGAAACAAAGUUCCCGACAACUUCCAUCCACGGCGACAGGCUGCAGCGAGAACGAGAAGAAGCUUUGCGAGAUUUCAAAUCAGGUAAAAUGUUCAUACUAAUUGCGACCUCGGUGGCAGCACGUGGAUUGGAUAUUAAAAACGUGGCGCACGUUAUUAACUACGAUCUACCGAAGAGCAUCGACGACUAUGUGCACCGUAUCGGUCGAACGGGACGCGUUGGCAACAAAGGUAAAGCGACCAGUUUUUAUGACCCGGAAAUGGACUCUGCUCUGGGUCCAGACUUGGUCCGCAUUUUGACCCAGGCAGACCAGGAGGUGCCCGAUUUCCUGCAGGGAAUGGGUGGCGGAGGCGGCGGCGGUUUCAGCGGAUCAAAUCAGUUCGGUGGCCGAGACAUCCGUGAUGCCGGUGGUUCCCGUGUUGAUGCCCAACCAACACAACUGGAGCCGGAGGACGAAUGGGCCUAG
Sabethes cyaneus is the source of this 1953-nucleotide messenger RNA. RefSeq names its product ATP-dependent RNA helicase vasa-like. Gene Ontology annotation, biological process: gamete generation; cell differentiation. Gene Ontology annotation, cellular component: P granule; nucleus. The transcript has a single exon. Gene Ontology annotation, molecular function: RNA helicase activity; ATP binding; RNA binding. The record is from RefSeq and is a predicted model, not a curated record. The coding region runs from base 1 to 1953 and encodes 650 amino acids. NCBI's taxonomy places the organism in Eukaryota, Metazoa, Arthropoda, Insecta, Diptera, Culicidae.